CGCACCGCCGUCUCUGGCGCACCUCCGCCCGCCCGCCCCGUCCGCCCGCCCACUCCUUCCGCGCGGGAACCGGGCUCCUGCGGGCGCAGGAAGGGGGUCGUCGCAUGGCGACCCCGCAGGCUGCGCCCCCUGGGGGUGAGGGCGCGGGGUCCGUGCCCUGGGCACCCCUGGAGGCCCCCGCCCGCCUGCUGCUGCAAGCGCUACAGGCCGGGCCUGACGGGGUGCGGCGGGGCCUCGGGGUGCUGCGAGCGCUGGGCCGCCGCGACGGGGAGCCCCUCGACUGGAGCGGCCUUCUGGAGGCACUGUGCCAGGAGGAGCCGGUGUCGUGCCCUGGCGGACGCCUGGAGCUGAGGCCACUGCUGCUGCGCCUGCCCCAGUUCUGCCAGAGGAACUUGCUGUCCCUGCUGAUGGCUGUCUGGCCAUCCCUGCCUGAAAGCCAGCUCCUGGCUGUGCUGCAGAUCGCCCAGCAGGACUCCAGCUCUGCCCCUGAUGCCUGGCUCCGGGCCCUGGGGAAAUCGCUGCAAAGAGACCUUGGGCCCAGGGUCUCCGUGGAGGGAGCCUCUCUGCUGUCCAAAGGGUGCCAGGCACAGCUCCAAAGCCUUUGUAGGCGGCUGGGCCAGGGAGGCAGGAGGCUGAAAUCGCCCCAGGCUCCAGACCCUGAAGGGGAAGAGGAGGACAGGGAGUCCCAGCCGGGAGGGAAACGCAGGAAGGAGCCAGAGGACGAGACUGCCAGUGCUGAGGGGGAGAGGGCCCCCAAAAGGUUCCGAGGUGGGGAAAGGGAAGAAGCGGAGGAUGGUCGCGAGGAGAGGUCAGAAGCCCGGCCCUUGGGAUCCCUGGCGGAUGGAGGCGGCGCAUCACCCGUGAGGAGUCAGUCUGGCCCGCGAGCCUCGCCCUGUGGUGCUGUCCAGAGUCCGGGGCAGGCGCAGGGCCCAGCGGCGAGUGUGGAGCUGCCCAGAGCCCUCCAGGACCAGCUGCCCAGGCUGCAGCAGCUGCUGAAGACCUUCGGGGAGGGAUUGGAGGGGCCAGGGGACACCCCCCCAGCAGAGCUGCAGCUUCUCCACGAAUGCAGUCCCUGCCAGGUGGAGUGGGUCUGUGCCCAGCUGCAGCUCCCGCAGCUCUCGGACGCUGGCCUCCUGCGGCUGUGCACCUGGCUGCUGGCCCUGUCCCCCGGUCUCAGCAUCAGCAAUGCCACUGUGCUGGCCAGGAGCCUCUUUCUGGAUCGUAUCCUCUGCCUGGCCUCCUCAGCCUCCCGGCUGCUCAGAGCCGCGCUGACCUCCUUCUGUGCCAGCCACCCCUACCCCGUGUGCAGUGCCCUGCUGGGCCCCGUGCUCCAGGCCCCGGGCACAGGCCCGGCACAAACAGAGUUGCUGUGUCACCUGAUGAAGGAGGAGACCCUGGAGCCAGAUGCUCGGGCCCUCAUGCUGGGGCAGAUCUUGGAGCUGUCCUGGAGUGAGGAGACUUUUCUGGUAUUACAGGUGCUCCUGGAGCAGCAGGUGGAGACGAGCCCCGAGCAGUUUGCCGUCCUCAUGGAGAAACUCUGUGAAGUGGGGCUGGCAGCCCCCACCUCCGUGGCCUGUGCCAAGCUCAUGCUGACGAUGAUGACCAAGUACCAGGCCAGCAUCACUGAGACGCAAAGGCUGGGCCUGGCUGUGGCCCUAGAGCCCAACACCACCUUCCUGCGGAAGUCCCUGCAGGCUGCGCUGAGACGGCUGGGCCGCUGACCAUCGGUCCCUCUCCCGGGACAGCGUCACCAGCUUUUGAAGGACAUUUCUGCUCUGCCCCCUGGUCCUGACCCCUUGCCUCAGGGUAAAGGCAGAGCCAGGCAUCCUCAGGAUCAACUUCCUCCCUGGGCGAGGGGCAUAGAGCCACCCUGGCCUCUUGGCGGCGGGGCUUGCUGGGCCGAGGGGCGGGAUGAAGGGGCUGCUGGCCCAGCUCAGGUCUCACCACUGCAGGGACAGAGGCUUCCUGAGUGAUGUACCUAUAGUAUUUAAUAAACAGCAGGAGGCUCCGUGACUCCUGUUAGCGUCUGCGUUCCGUUGA
Messenger RNA from Chinchilla lanigera (long-tailed chinchilla), 2040 nucleotides. RefSeq names its product Fanconi anemia, complementation group E (gene Fance). Bases 105 to 1721 code for a protein of 538 amino acids. Lineage: Eukaryota; Metazoa; Chordata; Mammalia; Rodentia; Chinchillidae. Gene Ontology annotation, biological process: interstrand cross-link repair. The record is from RefSeq and is a predicted model, not a curated record. Gene Ontology annotation, cellular component: Fanconi anaemia nuclear complex. The transcript is spliced from 10 exons.